Mytilus californianus (California mussel) is the source of this 525-nucleotide messenger RNA. RefSeq lists its product as uncharacterized. The transcript has 2 exons. Bases 15 to 494 code for a protein of 159 amino acids. Lineage: Eukaryota; Metazoa; Mollusca; Bivalvia; Mytilida; Mytilidae. The record is from RefSeq and is a predicted model, not a curated record.
AAUUUGCACAACACAUGAACAUGGAACCAGAAUACAGUAUAGAACCUGAAAACUGUGAAAAUGCUUUCGAAGUUCCAAAUGUUUUUCCUUGUAUGGGUGGAUGUUGUGGACAAAAACCGGAAGAAUAUUGCUGUGAUGAAAGUGCACAGCUAAAUUUGACCAUUUUUACCAUGUGUUCAUCGAUUCUGUUUAUUAUGGUAGCUGUCUGGGCUUGGAAAAGAUGUGUCAUGAUUUGGUGUGGGGAUAGAAAAGGUUUCACUUCACGGAAUAUUGAUUUGGUUACAAGAAAAGAAUGUGGAACAGUACCAUACAAUCACAGUGGUUGCUCUGGAUUAGUAUCAUCUCCAGGUGUACAUUUUACCGACAAGAGGACAACAAGCGGGGCGUCCAGGAAAAUGAAUACGACACUAUAUAACCAGACAAAGGAAUUCACAGACGGUCCACCAAGCUAUGAAGAAGCAACAACAUUUCGAUCAAACCAAAUUUCCCAAUAAACAUAUUACAUAUAUAAAUGCAUUCGUUAAC